GGCGGUAAUUCUGAUAGAUUCGCUACACUGUUUGAUUCUCAGUGUGCUUGAAAACUACUACAGUAGUGUCCAUAGUUUCUGGAAAUUACUGAAUCCCAUCUGUUUCAAAAAGGUUUGUGAUUCCUAAUUUUCUCGAGGAAAGAUAAUGUACAAUCCUGAAAAGUCAUUGUUUCACUAUUUAUUUUGCUUAUAAUUGUCUUAUGAUCUGGUUUUGGUGCUUAAUAUCUGUCCAUCGACCCAGGCCAAUUUCAUCGAACCUCCACUUUUGCUAUGCAGACGGGAAGUUGUUGCGAUGACAGCACAGGCAGUGUGGGCGGAGAUAGUGAAACAAAUACGACGGUUGCCAGUAGUCCCGGUCUUGACCUUCCUGUUACUAAGGGUUCCCCAUUAUUACCGGAACCUCCCGAACAUAUUAUUACAACUCAACUCCCAACUUAUGACAAUUUAACAUCAACUUCUAGAAAAGGAAUCUGUAAAAUGGAAAAUACCAUCAGCUCGACGUUACAAAACACAGCCACCAUUAACUCAUGUGAACCUUCAACCCCUAAAUUUGCUAAAGCAGCUUGCGAUGCCUCUAUCUUAAACCCAUUCUCUAACCCUCCAUCUUUUGAGCCACCAAGUUUGCCUUAUUCCUAUUCAGAAAACAUUACAUCUGGUAUCCCCAAUUAUACUUUGCAAUUUACUCCAAUUACAUCUACACCUUCUUCUUCUUUUCCUUCUCCUGGAUCAGCUUUCACAGAACUUCAUCCAAAAAUCGGUCCAUGCAGUAAAUCUCAUUUUGUUCAACCUUCAGUAAUAUCAUCUAUGUCACCUAAGUUGAUUAAUAAAGAAGAUAUUCAUCCAAGCUACCCUACUAGUACUUCUGCUCAUAACCAAAAUGAAAUGUCAUCUAGUAAUCCCAAAAACUUGGUAGUAAAAAAGUAUUUGUGUCGUACAUGCGGUCAAACACAUGAUUCCAUGUCGCCUCAUAUUUAUAAUUACACACAAACGGUGGAUGCUGAUCUAUGUUGUACUCUAUGUCAAAAACCCUUAGUUGAUCCAUUAGAUACCAAGUGUGGUCACACAUUUUGUUCCCCUUGCUUAAAAAAUCAUCUAGCUGUUCAAGCACUUUGUCCUGUGGACAAGCAAAUUAUCAAUUAUUUACAGUGUCAACAAGCUUCUAAUAUUGUGAAACGAUUAUUAGACAAGCUAUUAGUUGCUUGUCCCAAUUCACCUACCUGUGAUAGUAUAGUUUAUCGGUCAAAUCUUGAAGAACAUUUACGUGAAUGGUGUGUUGGUGUACAUUCAUCUAGUGCAAUAAAAUCAACCUCUCGUACAAUGCAACAACAUAAUCAAUUCAAAAAUGUCUUCUUAUCCACUUUCAUUGGAACUGAAUCACAUGAUUCGAAUAUGUUACAACCAAUAGUAUCUGAUUCAACAAGAUGUCUCAGGAUAAUCGAUUCACAAAAUUUUAUGAAAAAUAAUCUUUUAGCACAGGAACAACAAAAUAUAAACUACCAUAAUUCAAAUAAUGAAUCCAAUUUUAGUUUUGUUUAUCCGAAUCAAUAUAUAAAAGAAUUUCCUAAUAUUUAUCCAUCAGUUACCCGAAUAGAAAUGGAUAAACUAAAUAAAACAAACUACGAUUCAAGUCUACCAUGUGUUGAAGAUUUAUCUGAUUCACCAACUGUAUAUGAAGGUGUUCCUGUCUCGAUUUUAAUUUAUCGUCCAAACGACUGUAUGGAUUUAGGUUUCACAUUUGUUGGAGGUAUUGAUACACCUCUUGCAUGCAUACUAAUUCAAGAAAUCUAUUUGGAUGGACCCGUUGCAACGGAUGGACGUCUUAGACCAGGCGAUCAGUUGUUAGAGGCGAACGGCAACUUAUUAACACAUGUUACGCAUGCUGAAGCACAGAGCAUUUUGACUAUUCCAUCAUCAGUAGUUCAAUUCACUGUUUUCCGUGAACCAGUUUCUUUGAAUGCACAACAUCAAUCACAACCUCAAUAUCACCAAGAAAUAUUUUACGUUAAAUUAUGCAAACGUCAAGGGAAAGUUCUUGGAAUUAAACUUGUCGGAAAAAAACAUUUACCAGGACUAUACGUACUGGAACUUGUCGCUGGUUGUGAAGCUGAUCUUGAUGGGAGAAUAAAAAAAGAUGACCGUAUAUUAGAAAUUAACGGAAUCGAUUUAGAGAAUGGGACACAAGAACAAGCAGCUCAAAUAAUUAAUUCUGUUUCGGAUUAUGUUAUUUUUAAAAUAAGCCGUCGAAAUCGAUCUGAUACACCGGAUAUUUUAAGAACUACAACAGAUUCAGAAGAGAAAUCAGAGAAUAGUUUAUUAGCUUUGGAGCCAUUGCAGCUCAGUUCGAAUAAUCAACGUCAAGAUAAUAAUAAUAAUAAUAAUCGUGAAUCAUCAAAACCAGUCCAAAAUUUUGCAUGGCCAAGCUUGGAAGACCGAGACAUAAAUCUAUCUGACACUACUUCUCAUUCAACUACAGAAUUAAUUCAUUCUUCAAAUGAACAGAAAUUAGCCUGCUUCAAUCUGUCAUCAUCAACGACAACUGACGAGAAUCAUCGACCGGAAAGAGUGAAUCAGACUUGUAACGAGUUGACAAAUCGUUCUAAUCCUGUAGAUUCAGCUACUUCAAAUAGUCCGCAUAGUCGAAACAGUGAUAAGCAAUUUACUUCCUCAUCAGCUGAAUCAUCAUGUCAAGAAAGGACUAUUGUUGUGAAUAAAAGUUCAGAAGAACCCUUGGGUAUAUCGAUUGCUGGAGGACGUCAUUCACAGCGUGGAGAUACACCCAUCUAUGUAACAAAUAUUAGUGCUGAGUGUGUUCUGGGUCGAUCAAAGUUGAUUCAAAGAGGUGAUAUUCUGUUAGAAGUAAAUGGUAUAGGUUUAGUUGGGCUAACUCAUCAUGAAGCUGUGGAAGUUCUUAGACGAAUUAGUUCAAUGCAAACACAUAUACAACUACGUGUGAUUACGGCUCCUGAGACAAGUGAUGGUCCGGAGAAUUUCAUGCCAUCAUGGACAUAUUGGCUUCGAUUACCUCCAGUAUGUCAACUUGCUCGAGUUAUACUUCUUCGACGACAAGCUAGUACUCCUAGCUACAGUGAUUGUUCUAUCUCUCAACCACUUGGUUUCAGUAUUGUUGGCGGUCUAGGUCAUGAUCAAAGUACAACAAGUCAAGCAAAUUCAAAUAAUUCAGAUGAAAAACUGAGUAAAUCAUCUCCAAAAGUAUCCUCGAAAGUGGGUUACUCAAAUCUAUAUCCCUCACCUAUUGUGAUAAAAUCUAUAGUUCCUGGUCUUCUAGCUCACAAAGACGGUCGAUUAAAAUGCGGUGAUAUAAUCUUAGCUGUGAAUAACAUAUCCAUGCUUAAUAUUCGCCAUUCAUCUGCAGUUCGUUUAUUGAAACAAGCAUCAGGAGAUGUUGUUUUACAAGUGAUUUCUUGGCCUGGUACAAUUGUUUAAAUUAUAAUUUUACUCUAAUUAAUUAAGUUUUUUCCUAGUUUUAUGAAUUUCGUAUUGAAAAAAUAAUUGGCAAAAUACUAAUUCAUUCAUUGGACAGUACUCUAUAAUCAAAGAAAAUAGAACUGAAGUUCUAUUAGUAUCAUGCAUUAUUAUUAUUAUUAUUAUUAU
Molecule: messenger RNA, 3612 nt
Organism: Schistosoma bovis
Lineage: Eukaryota; Metazoa; Platyhelminthes; Trematoda; Strigeidida; Schistosomatidae
Source: the annotation of a GenBank genome assembly